GGUGGUUGUGUUGCUUACCCAAUCUACGAUGGGCCGCAUCUCUUGGUCCGGCUGCUGGCCUCCACCCACAGCAGUGCUACAUCCAAAUUGGCUACAUCCGCCACCCACUGAGAGAGACCAUCACGAAAAAGGCAGCCAGCCAUCAAAGAGUGAGUCUGGCUGUUCCCUUUACGAGUUCCUGUCCCCACCUCUGGAUGCAGCAGCAGCAGCAGCAGCAGCAGCGGCUGAUGAGCCAUCAUUGUCCACACGAGGCCUCUUGGCAACACUCUCGUCAGCUCCGCCAGACACCAAGGGGCAUCUCUUUCGCGAAUAACAACAACACAACGGAGCGUCCACCGCUCUCUCAGCUGUAUGUGCAUCACCACGGUGAUGGUAUCACGGCAUCCCAGCGCUACCCUCCACCUCCCAAGUCGAUUAGAUCUGCGAGCCGGAGGUUCUAGAUGUUCGUUGACUUGUUGAGGCGUCGUCGCAGCUCAGGAGGCUCGACAGACACCCUCCUGCUGUUAGUUUGUCAGAUCUUUCCAUUCGCUGAUUUGUGACUCGUCUCUCGGAGAGCUGUCGGCCUUUCUGGUGCUGCGGAGCCUCCCAGGCGUCCCAUCCCAGCCCAUCUGGCCACACACGAGUUGCGCUGUAGCUCCUGUUCCUCUUCCACCAUGCGCCAAGUCAGCAUGUACCGCUUCCUACUCCCCGUCGAUGGUCAUGUCCACAACAAUGCCUUCGGAGGACACCUGCGUGGCGGUGUCUUGGGCAAACUGUCGCAGCGUGGUCUCGUUGCGGAAGAGGCCCCGCCAUUUAUGAAAUGACGAGCCGAGGAGCAGCCGCAUCGAGCCGCUGUCGGCGGUGAACGGGUCGUCCCUCGCGAGUGCCGCCGACACGCCCUGCCGUCGGAGGUCGAACAACCGCUGCUCAACGUGGAGGAAGUGCAGCUGAAAGAGCACUGUGUCGAGCUGAAUGUUGGCGGGCUUGAAGAGCCGGCGAGCUGUGGCAGGGAUGGACUUGACCAGCUGCGUGUAUUUGACGUCCACAGCACCUGCAACACCCACAACACGAGCAGCCAGAAAGCACAUCAUUGUCAGUCUGCCUGUCUGCCCUCUUUCUCCUUACUCGGCUGAUCCCCUUGUUCUGUGUCGUCCAGGUCAGUGUCGUUGCCUCCGCGGGUGUUGGGCUGCUCGAGCUCCACCCAAAGCUCCGUCUGGGCGUCUUGCGGCUCCUGCCCGUCGCAUUGUGAGAAAAGCAAAAAGAGCAGCAAACCAAAACUCAAAACACCCAAAGAGACCAUCAUGG
Messenger RNA from Vitrella brassicaformis, 1284 nucleotides. NCBI's taxonomy places the organism in Eukaryota, Vitrellaceae. The record is from the annotation of a GenBank genome assembly.